Messenger RNA from Taeniopygia guttata (zebra finch), 1855 nucleotides. It is a transcript of the gene NRARP, whose product is annotated as NOTCH regulated ankyrin repeat protein. Gene Ontology annotation, molecular function: enzyme inhibitor activity; protein binding; phosphatase regulator activity. Gene Ontology annotation, cellular component: cytoplasm. Lineage: Eukaryota; Metazoa; Chordata; Aves; Passeriformes; Estrildidae. The record is from RefSeq and is a predicted model, not a curated record.
AGCCCAGCCCGGCCGAGCCAGCCCGGCCCCAGCAGCGGCCGCAGCACCGCCCGCCCGCAGCCGCAUGCCCGGGCGGGCGCCGCCGUCGCCGUCCAUGCGGGGCGGCGGGGCCCAGGCGGCGGCAUGAGCCAGAGCGAGGUGUCGCCGUGCGCGGCGCCGCCGCCGCCCCCCAGCCAGCGGGUGUUCCAGGAGGCGGUGCGGCGCGGCAACACCAAGGAGCUGCAGUCGCUGCUGCAGAACAUGACGAACUGCGAGUUCAACGUCAACUCCUUCGGGCCCGAGGGGCAGACGGCGCUGCACCAGUCCGUCAUCGACGGUAACCUCGAGCUCGUCAAGCUCCUGGUCAAGUUCGGCGCCGACAUCCGCCUGGCCAACCGCGACGGCUGGAGUGCCCUGCACAUCGCCGCCUUUGGAGGCCACCAGGACAUCGUCCUCUACCUGAUCACCAAGGCCAAAUACUCCGCCGGCGCACGGUGAUGCCGGGGCUGCCCCGCGCUGCGCUCGCCCGGUGAUGCCGGGUGCCCCCAGCUCCGCGCUCCCCCGGCGAUGCCGGGGACCCUCCCCGCUUCCCCGGCCGCCAGAGCUGCUCCCGCCCCCGCCCGGGGCGGGUUUGGCGAAGAUUGGGGCCCCACGCAGAACACGCCACAUUUUUGAGUUUUUUGGUUGUUUGUUUGGUUUGGUUUUUUUUUAAUCUUCCAAGGGUUGUUUCCUACUGUAACGUGUUUUUUUUUUUUUCUUCCAUCUACCUCGGCUGCACUCACAGUAUUCACGGUUUCAGUUUGACAUCUGGGCAGAUGCUUUAACACCCCUCGCCCCGUUCCCUCUCCGCUAAUAUUUAAUCCCCCUCCCCGCCCCCCUCGCUCCCGACCCUCCCAUUUAAAGUGUUCUGGCUCAGUAGCUAAUUCAUUUCAACUCCCCCCGAAGGCCACCCCGCAGACCCCCACUGCUGCUGGGGUCCCCUCUCCGGUGCCAGCCCCGGACCGGGGCGCGAUGCCCCGUCCAUGGGCUGGGGCUCCCGGCCGGCCGCGGCCUUCCUGGCGAGGAAGAACAGGAAAGUCUUCUUCCUCUCCAAGGUUUUCCCGCCGCUGAUGUUUUUUUUGUCGAGGCAACUCCGUUGGAAUAUGACAGACGUGGUUUUCUCACCCUGAUUGCUCCUGGGUUUGGUUGAUUUUGCAUUGGGUUUUCUGCUUUGAUUCUUCCUUGGGUGUCCGAAGAAAGUCUGCUUCCUCACCCACUCCAUGAAUCUCUUCAGCACACGUGAGAUCCCAGGAAAAGACAUUGAGUCCUUGUGGUUUUGUGUGUAAAGGGGGAUUAGCAAAUCCUGGACUGUUUUUUCUUUAAAAAAAAAAAAAAGUGAAAUAAACUCUAGAGGCAGAGGAUUUGCUUUUGCACAGAAAAGGGGCGCGAGCGCUCUCUGCUGCCUGCAGAGAUGCUGGAAAACUACUGAAAAGAGUUUGGGAACUUUUAUUUUUUCUUUUGGUGAAACUUGGAUAACACUUCUCAAUGCAGAACGAUUCACUUGACGUACGUACACUCACUCGCCUUUUAUAGGAGAUAUAUAUUCCCACCGUAUAUAUCUUUAUAAAGGAAAGGGAGGAAGCAGAGCGAGCCACCCGAAGGUGCAUUUUGAAGUGACUGCACGUAUAAUCGCAAAUGCUGCUUUUUUUAUUGCUAUGGCACAAAAACAUCCAUUUGGAAAAUGCAGAAAAGUUCAGAAGUCUCCUUUCUCCUGCUGGUCUUUCAGCCCUCUUCUCCUUGUCUGCACUAAAGCCAUCCGUAUCACUGCCAUCUCCCCACUUUUUCUUCUCUUGCUCCCUGCAUCCAAACCAUUCUGAUUAAAAAAAAGAAAAGAAAA